AUGUCCGUCGUCUCGCUUCUUGGGGUGAAAAUCCUCAACAACCCUGCCGCCUUCACCGACUCUUAUCAGUUCGAGAUCACUUUUGAGUGUCUUGAGCAGCUUCAAAAGGAUCUCGAAUGGAAACUCACCUAUGUCGGCUCCGCCACUUCCUCCGAGUAUGACCAGGAACUCGACUCCCUCCUUGUUGGCCCUAUCCCUGUCGGUGUGAACAAAUUCAUCUUCGAGGCUGAUGCGCCCGAUCUGAAACGCAUUCCCGCCUCUGAGAUUCUCGGUGUCACUGUCAUUCUUCUUACCUGCAGUUACGAUGGCCGCGAAUUCGUCCGUGUCGGCUACUACAAUAACAAUGAGUAUGACUCGGAGGAGCUGGCUGCCGAGCCUCCUGCCAAGCCUAUUAUCGAGCGUAUCCGACGCAAUGUCCUUGCUGAGAAGCCUCGUGUGACUCGAUUCGCUAUCAAAUGGGAUUCCGAGGAGUCUGCCCCCGCUGAAUACCCACCUGACCAGCCCGAGGCCGAUAACCUGGUUGAUGACAGCAACGCCUACGGCGCUGAGGAAGCCGAACUUGAGGCCGCUCUUGUCAAGGAGCUCGAGGAUGCCAACAAGGAGGGCGAGCCCGAAGUUGGCGAGGACCAUGAGAUGGAGGGUGCUGAGCCCGCCGCUGGCAAGGAAGAUGAGGACGAGUCUGAUGCUGGCAGUGAAGAUCUCGAGGAGGACAGUGACGAUGACGAUGAUGAUGAACUGGACGAAGAGGAGGGUGGUGAUGAGGAUGUUGAGAUGGGUGAUGACUCCGAGCAGAAGGACGACCCUGCUGGCAAGGCCGCUCAUCAAACCCAACCUCAGGUUAUGGUGCACUAA
Molecule: messenger RNA, 852 nt
Organism: Penicillium waksmanii
Lineage: Eukaryota; Fungi; Ascomycota; Eurotiomycetes; Eurotiales; Aspergillaceae
Gene: asf1
Product: nucleosome assembly factor ASF1
Exons: 4
Coding region: 1-852 (283 amino acids)
Biological process (GO): DNA replication-dependent chromatin assembly; nucleosome assembly; nucleosome disassembly
Cellular component (GO): nucleus
Molecular function (GO): histone binding
Source: RefSeq, a predicted model, not a curated record